This is a messenger RNA of Suillus plorans, 272 nucleotides long. RefSeq lists its product as uncharacterized. NCBI's taxonomy places the organism in Eukaryota, Fungi, Basidiomycota, Agaricomycetes, Boletales, Suillaceae. The record is from RefSeq and is a predicted model, not a curated record. The annotation marks the transcript as partial. The transcript has a single exon.
UGUUCCUAAACGGUGAGUGCGCAUUAACUACAAGUACUUACUUACUGCUAAUCACUGGAACCUCCCAGUACUUAUCCUCCAAACGAGCCAUGGACUGGAGGGUGCUCCGAUUCCUUAUAUGUAUAUCCACGCUCUCAAAGUCACGGUCAGGCGAUAUCAUCGAGAUUCGCAGUACUCCCGGUCUGCAAGUCAGGUCUCUCAAACAACUACCUUGUUACUAAACGACCUUUCAUAUUGCAUUGUAGUCUGAUUCCUCCGCAUACAAUGUUAUU